AAGAUGGCGGACGUGGUCGUGGGCAGAGACAAGUGCGGGGAGCAGCGCCUCGUGUCGCUGCCCCUGUCCCGCAUCCGGGUCAUCAUGAAGAGCUCCCCUGAGGUGUCCAGCAUCAACCAGGAAGCUCUGGUGCUCACGGCUAAGGCCACGGAGCUCUUUGUUCAAUAUCUAGCCACCUAUUCCUACAGACAUGGCAGUGGGAAAGAAAAGAAAGCGCUCACUUACAGUGAUUUAUCAAACACUGCAGAGGAAUCGGAAACGUUUCAGUUUCUUGCAGAUAUAUUACCAAAGAAGAUAUUAGCUAGUAAAUAUCUGAAAAUGCUUAAGGAGAAGAGGGAAGACGAGGAGGAGAAUGACAACAACGAUGAAAGUGACAAUGAAGCGGAAUCCUAAACCCAAAAAGACGUGCUUUAAAAGUCGGCCUGGUAAAGCCCCUCCUGGAUCAGCACCGGUGCUCUGAAGCAAGCACAGCACUGCGAGACUUCAGUUUCCUCACUUUUCAGAGACUUUAAGUGCAUUGUAUUCUUUCUGGGCUGAGAAAGAGCAUCUGAUGCACCUACACCUAUAAAAGCCAAAAAAGCAAAGUAACCCAGACAACAGCCCCUCUUUGACAGGCUCACGCUAAGGAGAGGUGACUGAGAAAAAGCUACCAGCACAGUCAGGCACUACCAGCCCACCUGCAGCUCUCAGCUGUAGAGGCAAAGACAACUUUGCUUAACUUUUAAAUUUACAGAUAGAUUUUAAAGAGCUUCUAAAUAUCAGUUAUGUAAAUUCAUAUGUGUAUUUUGAAACUAUUUUUCUAAACAACUAGAUCCAGUUUUAGCUAAAUAUGUAGUUUGUUACAUUUUGUUAUAGUGUUAUAUGUAUGUUACAUUUUAAUUUUUGUAUUUCAAGAAAAUUUGUUUGAAUAUUUGUCCAAA
Molecule: messenger RNA, 920 nt
Organism: Pteropus alecto (black flying fox)
Lineage: Eukaryota; Metazoa; Chordata; Mammalia; Chiroptera; Pteropodidae
Gene: CHRAC1
Product: chromatin accessibility complex 1
Exons: 3
Coding region: 4-393 (129 amino acids)
Cellular component (GO): CHRAC; nucleus
Molecular function (GO): protein heterodimerization activity
Source: RefSeq, a predicted model, not a curated record